Molecule: messenger RNA, 807 nt
Organism: Paramecium sonneborni
Lineage: Eukaryota; Ciliophora; Oligohymenophorea; Peniculida; Parameciidae
Source: the annotation of a GenBank genome assembly
AUGAAAAGAAAAGCUACACUAAAACGAAAAGGAAUAUUUACUCUUAAUAUUCUACCAAUCGCAGUAAGGAAUCAUGAAGAAUACAUGAAUGAUUUAAAAAUGCAAGCCAUUCGUUUGUAAAUAUAAAAAAUUGUUCAUUUUGAUCCAAUGCUUAAAUCACUUCUAAACUCUAAACCAAAUCAUAAGAAUUAUACACGUUCACUUUUCAAGAAUUAAUUGAAUCGAUCAUACAUAGAACAAAAACAAUAGGAAAUUGAAUCGCAAUAAAGAGCUAAAAGUACAGAAGGUUCUAUAUUUGGAGAUACAAGUAUAAAAUAUAAACGAUUGAUAUCACGGGGAACAAUUUAAAUUAAAAUGCAUAAAUUAACAAUAAAAAGAAGAUUUAGAAAACUUGUAUUGGCUGUGUGCUUAUUACUUACAUACUUUCGAUACAAUCCAAUUAGAAGAAAAAUGUAGAGACUAUCAAGACCUCGCAUUUCCAUAUUUCGCAGUAGAAAUAUACUUGAUAGAUUACCAUAACUAUUAUAAAUAGAAAAAGCUAACACAGUCAAUGAAAGUUAGACUUCAAAAGAACCACCUUGUUAAUUGAAAAAAAAACAUUCAUCUAUGGGAAGUUUUGAUGCAUUCAUGAAGAGACCUAUCUAACAAUUUAUUGUUAGACAAAAUACUGAUUAAUUCUCAUAAAAAAGAAUAUGCAGAACCGAACAUUCUUAGGUUUAAAGCAUGUAUAAUUUUUUUAAGAAACAAAGAAAAACAAUGUUAUUUUUAAAAUCAUCCUCAAUUAAAUUAAUAUCUUUGAACUAAUGA